Molecule: messenger RNA, 3905 nt
Organism: Cinara cedri
Lineage: Eukaryota; Metazoa; Arthropoda; Insecta; Hemiptera; Aphididae
Source: the annotation of a GenBank genome assembly
ACUAUCAUUUCGCAAGAAUCGGGACAGUCACUGUAAUUUUUUACAAUUCUCUUACUAAUUUCCCAUUAUACUCGAGUGAAUUCUUUUUAUUAUUUUUUACUCAAAACUGAUUUUUGAAUUUUUCAAUUAUAUCAAUCAUAUAUUUUCAAAAUGGUUCGAGAAUUUAAACCCGCCGUCAACGUUUCACCUCUCAUUAGAGUAAGUAAAUUAUGUGAACUUAUAAUAUCUUAUUGUUAUGGUAAAUUGCUUUCGAACCUUUCCCCAUAUACCUACCAAUGUCAAAUUUUAUUUUUCAAAAUUAUGAUAUGUAAACUGAUUUAGAAAUCAUAAGUUGUGUAAUCGUAAUUUUAUUGUUAAGAUGUUUUAAAUUGAUAUUUCAUAUUUUAAAACUUACCUUAGAUAGCUAGGAAAUAAUAAUUUUGUGCGUUUUAAUCAGUCAUAAUACAGGGAAAUAAUAAAUAGUCAUGGAAUGUAACUUGUAUUUAUGUACAUUUUAUGGAUUGCUCAGAGUAAUUCUUAUUGUAAAGUUAAAUUAAUUAUAUUAUAUUUACUUACUCAAGAACAAACUUAAAUGUGUAUGGAUUUUUGUAAAUGGAAAAUAUAUUUCUUCAUAUUGUCUUGGAUAGUUUAUAAAUAUUAUAUAUUUCGCAUCCAUCUACUAAUUUAUUGUAUGUGUAGUGUAAAAACUGUAAUGUAAAAAUUUUUGACUUUGACUUUGACUUUUAUUAUUAUAUACUAAGUUUUGAGAACUAUGUGAUGACCAAACUUUAUUACCUGUUGUUUUAAUAAUGCACAUACAAUUGUGCAAUAUUGACUACAUAAAUUAUGAUUAUCAAAGUACUAGAAUACUAUAAUAAUAUUAUAUAUAAUAUAUUAUAUUACAUUUUAUGACUAUAUUUGAAGGUCAGUUGAAGGUUAUUUAUUUAAGCCAAAUAUAAGUACUAGAUUUACUUACAAAUAAACAGUAUUAAAUAAAAUAGUGAUACAUGAUUUAUUUAAAUAUUCAAUCAACCCAGCAAUAUAAUUUUUCUAGUCCUUUAGUUGCCCUUCCUAAUUGUAUAAAUAAAAGCGUGGUAAUUUUUUGAACACUUCAUACCGUUAAAAACUUAUAAUUUUUUCUAAGAAAACGGUUACCUAUAUAAAGCAUUUCAAAUUUUAGAUAAGUAUUAUUCAUCUAAAUGUUUUAUUAAUUAAUUAAAAAUACCUAACCUAUUUGUUUCAAUAUUAUUUAUACUUAUAUUAACAUUUCAAAAAAUUAUUUUACGUCUAAAUGUGUAUUCAAAACUAUAGGUUGUCAUUUCAAAAUCUAACAAAAAUAUGAGUUUCACAUCUAAGCAUACAGAUCUAAUAAUAUGUUUAUUGCAAUACAAUUAUACAUUUUUAAAUAUUUCUAAUAUACAUGCAGGUACAAUUAUAGUAGAUCUAAUACUUAUUCACCAUAAUUAAAAAAAAAUAUUAGUUUAAUGAUUGAAGAAAUAUUUGAAUUAGAUUGAGUCUAAUUUAUUGUGAUUUCUUAUAAUUUUCCAACUGUUUCAGUUAUGCUUAGGUGUUUAAAAAAAAAAAUAUGUAAUUGAGGCUGUAUGUAUAUUAUGAAUUUUGAAACCAACAAUUUUCUUUAACCUUAUCAAAUUAAUUUAAUGGGUGAACUAUUUUUCUAACAUCAAAUUUUGAAUAAUAAACUAUUGUAACCAAAAAAUUCAUACUUAUGUACUUCUUAUGUUAUAGUUUGGUCGUUGGAGCUUCUUAGUGUUAGGUAUUACAUAUGGAGCUACGUUUCAGAGUAUUUUCCAAAGAAAAGAAGAUAAAGGUAGAGAAGUUAGAGAGAAAGCUAGAGCUGAAAGAAAUGCUAAAAUUGCUGAAGAAAAAGCGAGAUAUCUUCAAGGUAAUUAAUAUUAAUUUUUAUUAUUUUAUUUAUUUAUUCUUAAGUUAAAUAAUGUGCUAUAGUUAUUAUAUACAAGUUAUUGCCUGCCCCAAAAAUUAUUUGAAAAAAAUAUAUAUUAAUUUUAUUUAAGAAUACUUUAAAAAUUUAUACUAAUAAAAGGAAGUGUGUCUGUUUGUCUGUAAGCUAUGUAUUGUUAAAUCUAUUCCUCUAACUCUUAAAGAAUUUUUGGAAUAAAUAUAUAAUAAGAUUAUUUUUUUUACGUGGUGUGUAAAUAAUAAUGAGGGAUAAUUUAACUCUACUGAUAAAACUAUGCUGCUAACGAGUGAUUUUUUUUUUAAUAGUAUUUUAUAGAACACAUUUACCUGUUGUACUAUAAUUUUUAUAGAUCAUGAAGUAUAUUUUUUCAAUAAAAAUAUAUAUUCAUUGCCAAAAUAAUAAGGUAACAAUUCAAAAUAUAAGAUUUUUGUUUUUUGUUUUAAAUUUGUCUAAUUAUUUCCAUAGUGAAAUAAUUUGUCUCCUUAUAUAAAAGAGAUAUUGAUUAUUUCUUUCUUUGUUUAACACAUUAUACUCAUUAUAACAAUUAAGAAUGACUUUUCUACAAUAAGCCAGAUAAAUGCAGUUUUACCAUGGCAUUAAUAAUUGAUGUAUUCAGGUAUUGCAGCCCCAAUAUUUAUUUGUUGGAUGUUAGUAUUUAGUGCCACAAUUUUUAUUUUAAAUUAAUAUAACUACCAGUAGUACUAAAAUGUGUACAUGUUGAUUCAUUGAGGUGCUAGAGCCUGAGAAAGAUAACUGUGUGGAUCAAGAUCAUCUGCGACAGCUUGUUAAUCUUUUAUAUAGGAAUCGCCAGUGUGGUCUAGGUCAGUAGUGUGUAACCUUUUUUGAUCCACGGCUCCCAAAUUAAUUCAUUUAGAUGAAGUGACCUCCCCUUUCCUACUAACAUUACAUAAGCGUAUAAUACAUAUAUUUGUUUAAUGUAUACAAUAAUUAUAGUCUUAUAAAUUAAAUAGUUAAUUUUUGGUAAUUUUAAUAUUUGUUUAAUUCAAUUUAUCCAAAUUUUUUAUUCCAAAAUAUUAAAAAAAAAAAACCGACAUUGUUAAUAAAUAAUUAAAUAAAUAAAUAAUAUUAAUCUAAAAAAUACAAUGAAUAAACAGUAUUAUUAUAGAUACAUAAUAAGUAUAAAAAUGAUUGUAGAAAAUAAUAUCUAUAAGUAAAAUCAAAAAUGUAUUUUUAAUGAAUCAUAUGAACCUUUAAACAACAAAAUAUGUAUGAAAACCCACAGACCUAUGAUAAAUUCUCUUAAUUUUUCGUUUUUUUUUUUGGAGAAUGUAACAAAACAUAUAAAUAGGCUUCCCCCAAUGAUCUUGAUCUAGGGGACUUUCUUUUUCAGGCUCUAGUGCUUCAGUGAAUGGAUAGAUACAUUUUAGUAGGUAUAUAAAUUGAGCCAGUCAUUUUUUAUUGUCCUUAAAUAAUGUUGGUUAAAAGUUUAAAACCCUUUAUAUGUAAUAGAUUAUUGGUGAAAUUGGUAUAUAAAUCAAAAUAUAAGUAAUUUUCAUCUUUAGUUUGUAAUUGCACAUCUGUUGAUAUUUAUAAGUUUACAAAUUUUAAAUAUGUAUCACCCUCAACAUUAUUUUUUGACAGUAAUACAAGUCUAGUUUUAUUCUAAAUUUCAAAUAGAUUUACUGAAAUAGCUAAUUUAAAAAAAUAAUGUUAAGUAUAUUAAGUCUGAUUAAAUUUAAAUACAAUUAGAACAAAUUAACUCAUAUUAAAUGUAUUUAUUCUGUCUUAAUUUUACAGUGGAUAUGGACAAUUUGAAUGCUAUAUUCAAUCCACCAAAGACUGCAUAAGAAAUAUUGAAAAUUUGUUCCAUAGAUGCACGCAAAAUGAUUAAAAAAAAAAAUUGAAUAUUCAACUUAGUACUGGAGUCUAACUUUUAAAACAUUUAAAUUAUCUUAAAAUAGUUACAACUACUAGUUAUUAAAAUGUUAUAAUUUAUACUAUCAAAUAUACCAUUAAAUAUGAAAUU